Molecule: messenger RNA, 3094 nt
Organism: Solea solea (common sole)
Lineage: Eukaryota; Metazoa; Chordata; Actinopteri; Pleuronectiformes; Soleidae
Product: inactive N-acetylated-alpha-linked acidic dipeptidase-like protein 2
Exons: 20
Coding region: 549-2894 (781 amino acids)
Source: RefSeq, a predicted model, not a curated record
AAGUGGAAACACCUGCGUGUUUGUCAGUUGAAUUGGGAUUAGACCACUUCAUUUUCUUAAACAAGCUUUUGUGAGUGUAAAACACGGACACACGAUAGUUAGAGUGGUUCAGACCGACACUUUGAUAAGAACAUGCUCAGAGAAAGUCAACUUCCUCCACGUGAUGGGAAAAGUCUUAUAUUGCUAACGCGUUUAGCGGCUAACAAACGCCAUUACAAACGCCUUGGCACUGGACUCACCACCUGCUGCCAGCGAGACGUCUUUAAUCAGCUAUAUCUACGUCCCGCUACCGGUCGCUGUGGAUAGGUUCUGGCAGGUUCAGGCCCUCUGCGUCUCUCCCAGGGUGGAGGAGGAGAUUUCUCACCGGAAACCCAACAGCAAAAAACCGCCGUCGACGUCUGCUGACAAAUGAAGACACAGCCAGCGUGACGUGAAGGCUGACUUUGACAAACCAGAGCGCGGUGGGGCCACCGUAUUUGAAUGACAAGAGUGCGACGACUCAGGGAAGCAUACAUUGUGACUGCAUAAAUCAGAAAGGUGAUAUCAUCAUGGCAUACAGAAAAGUGUGCGACACCCAAGGGGGCGCAAUGGUCGGUCAGGUUCUACACUGCUCUGGAGGUCUGGAUCUGGACUGGGAUCUGGACAAGGAGGAGAUGCAGGAGCCAGGACCAAGCAUGGACCGCAUGCAGAUGCAGCACAUAGACUGCCAGAGAUCAGCAUGUUCAGACCCCGGCCCUGAUCCUGACCCUGAGCUGAUGGAACCCAUCCAGCCGUCGGUUUCAGUUUCACCACACGGUCGGUUUGAGCGACUCCAAGAGGAUCCCAACUACAUCUCCCACUUCACCAGGGCUCCAGCCCAUAAAGGCCAACGACGACUCCCCUGCUUCCUUCUUAGGUACUUCCUGGCGGCAGCAGGUCUUUUUGUCCUCGGUCUCCUGAUUGGCUGGUUCACUCACACACCCGCCGUCAAACCACCGGUGCUCCUGUCCGACAGUUCAGACCUGCUGGAGGAGCUGCUCAGAGGAAUCACGGCUGACAAGAUCCACACACUUCAGAGGUCUUUCUCCAGUCUACCAGAUGACAGUGAGGAAGCCAGAGCCCGGUACCUGUACAGGCAGUGGGUGGGACUCGGUUUGACUGACGUCCGUUUGUCCAAUCACACGGUUCUCCUCAGUCUCCCUGGCUCCACACCCAACACCAUCACUGACCGGUCCAGUCGCCAGUGUUUUCUACCAAACGGGAUCCUCUGUGACCAACGAGGCCUGAACGACCUUCCGCAGCAGCAGGUCUCCUACGCUGCGUACUCCACCGCCGGAACUCUGCAGGGGGAGCUGGUGGAUGUGCAGUACGGCAGCGUCGAUGACCUGAGGAGAGCCAAAGACAGCCUGAACCUCACCAACCGCAUCGCCGUGGUCAAGCUUGGUCAAGCACCUCUGCUGUACAAGCUGUCCCUGCUCUCUGAACUGGGCUUUGGUGGAGUUCUGCUCUACGUCGACCCGUGUGAUGCUCCGCCCAGCCGCCAAGUCUGGAAUCAAGCUUUCAGAGUGACGCUCAACCCCGGAGGAGAUCCCGCCAAUGCUGGAAGUCUGACUUCCCUUUUGGUUCAACCAAUUUCUGCUUUUCUGGCCAAGAAAUUGCUGUCCUCUCCAUCAGCACAGCAGGAACAGGGAGACUCCUGCGUUCCACUGGCAAAGCCUCCCAACACAGAGCGUAAAGAGAUCACACUGACUGUUGGAAACCAGCUGUCCUACAAGAGAAUCUACAAUGUGGUGGGAUACCUGAAAGGAAAGACCAACCCAGAUCGCCAUGUGCUGGUUGGCAGUAGUCAUGACAGUAACCAGCAAGGCGGGGCUUCAGCCAUCGUGAAUCAGCUCAUCGCCGCACUGACGGAGCAGACCAAACGAGGAUGGGUGCCGGACCGUACCACUGUGUUUUGCUCGUGGGGGGGCUCAGCCCUGGGGAACAUCGGGUCCUAUGAGUGGGGAAAGGAUAACAGUGUUGUCCUACAGAGCAGUGCCGUGGCCUACGUCAGUCUGAACUCUCCAGUCAGAGGGACGGAGACUCUCAGAGCGACAGCGUCUCCGACUCUGCUGCAGCUCACCUCGGACAUACAGCGGAGACAACUGCUGAGUUGCAUUCGUGGCGGUAACUGCCCGGGACCCAACGUCAGCUCGCUGCAGUUGCCCGGAGAUGUGAGUUUCUUUGCCAACCAACUGGCUGUUCCCACCAUGGAGUUCGCCUUCGAGCAGACCACUGCAGAGGAGACCACAGGUUUCCUGUCAGAGGCCCAGUUUUCUGUGGAGUCGCCUGAAACGCUGGACCCGCUUUUCAAAUUCCAUGAAACCAUCACUAAGAUGACAGCAGAAGCAAUUCUCCGCCUGGUCAAUGACCCUGUGCUGCCGUUCUACCCUCUGGAUAUCGCCCUGGACGUACAAAACAAACUCAAAGACAAAAGUAUUCUCCCUGCGUCGCUGCUCUCCUCCGCCGCCUCUUUGAGAGACCAGGCCGCUUUCUUCCAGUCAGAAACCAUGCGUCCAGCCAAUGACCCGAAAGAGCGCGACCCCUCGCAUGUACGGAUGCUCAACGACGUGCUCCGUGACCUGGAGAAGAGCUUCCUCAUCUCCCAGACACCUGCGGGAGUUUACAGGAACCUGUUGUACAGCCUUCCAGGAACGACUCCUCAGUUUUCCAUCCUCAGGUUUUCACAGGAAGCCGUCCUGCACUGUAACGUCACCAGCAAAGCAGUCAAACGCAACUCCACCGAUAAGGAAGUACUUUGCCACAGCACAGUGAACCGGUCUCUGUCACUCAUCCUCAGGGCUGUUCGGUCAGCCGAGAGACUUGUCCGCUUCGGCUUGGACCUGUUUGAAAACUACCAGAGUGACGGAAAAUGAUCUCAACCGGGAAAAUCAGGUCAGAUGUACCCAACAGUAACACCACAUCCAAAACCACUCAUCAUGUCCAUAUCAUUGAAAAUACCUGGGGAAAUUUAAACACGAUUGACCCUCAACCGAAACUUCUCUCAUCAGAUUAAAGACCUGGAAAAGUUAGGAAUCCUGGAGAAUUCACAUUCUUGCAAUAUUUAAGCCAUUAA